This is a messenger RNA of Poecilia latipinna (sailfin molly), 2125 nucleotides long. RefSeq names its product mediator complex subunit 4 (gene med4). Lineage: Eukaryota; Metazoa; Chordata; Actinopteri; Cyprinodontiformes; Poeciliidae. Gene Ontology annotation, cellular component: core mediator complex; mediator complex. Gene Ontology annotation, molecular function: transcription coregulator activity. The record is from RefSeq and is a predicted model, not a curated record. The transcript is spliced from 7 exons. Gene Ontology annotation, biological process: regulation of transcription by RNA polymerase II. Bases 57 to 908 code for a protein of 283 amino acids.
UGAAGAGAAUUAAUUUAUCUACGUCACAUCCUGUCGUCGACGAGAGGCUUGCAAACAUGGCGGCGCUAGCAGAGAAAUCAACGAAGGAGCGUCUUCUUUCUGUUCUAGAUGACUUAGAGGUUUUAUCCCGGGAGCUGAUAGAGAUGCUGGCUCUGUCCAGAAGUCAGAAACUCCCACAGCCAGGAGAAGACACGCAGAUCUUAGAGCUGCUUGUGCAGAGGGACAAGGAGUUCCAGGAGCUGAUGGAGGUGGCGCAGCAGCAGGGGAAAGUCCACCAGGAGAUGCAGCUGCUGGAGAAGGAGGUGGAGAAGAGAGACAGCGACAUCCAGCAGCUGCAGAAACAGCUGAAGGAGGCCGAACACAUUCUGGCCACGGCUGUUUACCAGGCUAAAGAGAAGCUGAAAUCCAUCGAGAAGGCCAGAAAAGGAAGCAUAUCUUCCGAAGAAAUCAUCAAGUACGCUCACCGAAUCAGCGCCAGUAACGCCGUGUGCGCGCCGCUCAACUGGGUGCCAGGUGACCCGCGCAGACCGUACCCUACUGACCUGGAGAUGCGCAGCGGGAUGCUGGGACACAUGGCCAACCUGUCGUCCAACGGGAUGAACGGACAUCUGCCUGGGGACGCUCUGGCUGCAGGACGGCUACCCGAUGACCAGAUGUUGUUUCUCCUCAGACGUGCUGACGCCUCACUACCCCUGGCAGGCCUCAGACGUCUCAGUGGGGAUGCUCCCUCCUCACCAUGGAAACGACUUCGGCCUGGAGCCGCCGGGUCACAACAAGGAGAACGAGGACGAUGUGGAGGCCAUGUCCACAGACUCGUCCAGCAGCAGCAGCGACUCAGACUGAAACAAAGACACUGUGUGUGUGUGUGUGUGUGUGUGUGUGUGUGUCUAAUGGUAGGCAACACUUGAACAUAUAUUUUCUCACAAGGUUUUUUAACAACUGACCUAACGCGUGAAUCAUUUCUGGAAAGGUGAGGUUAGGAAGCACCGCUCGUUUCCACGCUGUGAAAUUCUGAAAACCUUUAACUCACUUUCUUUCUGUCGCCACGGUGAUGCUGGUCUUUGGUUCACAUUCACAAAAUUAACUUGUGACCCACAAGCUACACAAAGUAUUUCUUCCUUCAUGUCUCCAGGCAGUAAAUGUCUCUGCAGAAGAUGUUUAAAGAAACAGGUACUCAAAAACUCAGUUGGCACUGCAGUAGGUCAAAUCACAAAUUCUUCACUGUUUUUUUUUACGCUCUUUAUUGAGUUUUAACUAGCACACCCUGACUGAUGCCUUCAUCCAUCUUGUUUCUGUUUCAGUUAUCAUCCCAGAUAAUUCGCAUGAUCAUCCAGUUUAAAAGCUAAACAGUUUCUCUAUAUUGAAAUGAACAGAUCAACUUACACGUGCACAGUGCCAUCUAGUGUUCAAAUGGAAUAACUCAAGUACUCAGCAUAUAUAGAAGUCAAGAAGAAGUCAAAUGUUCUAAACUUGUGCAUGAAAAUGCAACAAAUUCUACAAUGUUUUUAUUUAGAUGACAAAGAUGAAGCCAAAUUAAACCAAACUAUGAACAUAAAUAAUUCAUGGAACCGCGUUGGCAGCAGUCUGCAGUUUUCUGUUUGACUUUCUCUCUCACGUUUCUUUCUGUUGUCUCCUCACUAUAUGGAGGCUUGAGGACCUCAGUUUUUGCCUCAAGCUCUUUCCAUUGUUCUGUGAUAAAUUAGCUUUGUGCUAAACGACUAAAAUGGCUGCCACUUGUUUGCUUACAUCACACUGACAGCCUGAGCUCAGCUGUACCAAAAAAGGUGAAGUGAAAAUGUUCCUCUCACUUUAUUUCUGAUUACAUGUGAAGCUUUUUGUUAAGAUUAAACAGGAUAUAAGUCACUGAAUUUUUUUUAAAAUUCCCUAUAAUUUUGACUGUAACCAGCCCACAUGUCCACUUAAACAAAACUUGUUCAGAAAGAACAGAAACUCCACCCAGCGGUCACUUUUCUACGUUUAACAACAUGUCUGCUCAUUUAUAAUAAGUAGAUCAACAGUUUCCUUGUCGUAUGAAUUUGUUUCAGUAUCGUCAUCCCAGGUUUCCUUUGGAUGUUUUUUUUUAAUUCCUCUGAAUUCAACCAACAUGAGUGUUGAUGCAGCAAAA